Molecule: messenger RNA, 1768 nt
Organism: Vidua macroura (Pin-tailed whydah)
Lineage: Eukaryota; Metazoa; Chordata; Aves; Passeriformes; Viduidae
Product: forkhead box protein J1-like
Exons: 3
Coding region: 235-1542 (435 amino acids)
Biological process (GO): regulation of DNA-templated transcription
Molecular function (GO): DNA-binding transcription factor activity; sequence-specific DNA binding
Source: RefSeq, a predicted model, not a curated record
GCCGGGCCAGCGGCCGCCGCUGCUCUCCGGCCGCUCCCUCUCCCUCUCUCCAUCUCUCUCCUGGCCCAAAAGCCACGCCGCAUCCCGGCUUUGCAGCCCGGCGCCGGGGGCAGCGCCACAUCCCCGCCGGCCGGAGCUGCCGGAGGGACGCUGUGCCUGGGGGCGCUCCCUGCUCCGGCAUCCGCCCCGUCACUGCCUCCCCUUCAGGUGAACACGCCCAGCGCCGAGGGAGGCAUGGUGUUCUCCAGCCCCGUGCCCAGAGCUCAGGGACCACCGAGCUCCAGCGAGGAGGAGCGGCGCGGUGGCGAGCCCGACCUGCUGUGGCUGGCCGACCUCACGGGCGCCCACAUCGGCUUGGCCCCGAUCUCCCAGGACCCCGAGGAUCGCUGCAGCAUCUGGGAGAAUCUGGUGAGCCUGGUGGACUUCCAGUGCCCAGGCCUUCCCCUGACCGCCGAGGAGCUCUGCCACUACAUCGACAUCCCGCGCUCGCCCGCGUCCUCCUCGGCGGCGGCCGCGACCCCGGCCCGGGCCCUGCCCCGGCCCCCCGCGCUCCCGGGGGACACCGACUACGGGAGCAACGCGCACGUCAAGCCGCCCUACUCCUACGCCACCCUGAUCUGCAUGGCCCUGGAAGCCAGCGAGCAGCCCAAACUCACCCUGGCAGCAAUCUGCAAGUGGAUCAGCGACAACUUCUGCUACUACCGCCGUGCCCAUCGCAGCUGGCAGAGCUCCAUCCGGCACAACCUGUGCAUCAACAAGUGCUUCGUCAAGGUGCCCCGCAAGAAGGGGGAGCCGGGCAGAGGCGCCUUCUGGAAGCUUCACCCCCAGCACGCCGAGUGGCUCAAGAGCAGCACCCUCCAAGGGCACGGGGCCGUCGCGGAGCCCGUCCCGGCAGCCGCCAGGAGAGCCCGGGCGGGAGCACGGCGCGCCCGCAGCCCCGGCGCCGUGCCCGGCAGCUCCCGGGGCGGCCUCGAGCUGGGCGCGGAGCUGCAGCGGCUGCUGCGAGAGUUUGAGGAGUUCGAAAGCAGCCACAAGUGGAGCCCCGCGGAGAACGGAGCGGGCCAGCAGUGCGAGCAGCGCUGGCCCGCGGCCCCGGCCGAGCCCUCUUGGCUUCCCAGCUGUGCCUCGGGGAGCCAGGAGGGGCCGGGCGAGCUGACCGAGCUGAAGGGCAGCACCGAGUGGGAAGCUCUGCUCGACGCCCCCGCCGAGCAGGGAGACUUCUCUGCUCCCGGGCAGCUCCCACCUCCCGCCCAGCCCGGAACCUUCCCCCUGCACCCCACAAGGGCGCGGGGGCAGCACCUGGGCUGGCCCCAAGUCCUCCCCGAGCCCAGCCCCGCCAGGCCGGGCUUGGAUGAGACCCUGAUGGCCACGGCUUUCCUGGAGGCCGCGUGGCACGAGAUGAGCGGGAACCUCUCCAGCUGCAUCCCCGCGGAGCAGGGGGCUGGAAACAUCCCGGCCUCUUUGCCCAGCGGGGAUGUCCUGGGCUGGGACUCUCUGGCCCACCUAAGACUCUUAGAGAUGGGAGAUAAGAGAUUCGAUUAGAUUCGAUUCGAUUCGAUGGAUUUAGGAAGGGCUUUAGGGGUGGCCGUAGAUGGUUUUAUGGGUGAGGUUUCUUUUUGCUGCUUUCUGUUCUAUUUUUUUGCUUGGGGAAUGAUGCUGAAGAUACUUGGACACUUAAUUUUAUUUUUUUUUUCCCAUUUUAUUGGCAGUUUUUAAGAGAUAGAAUAAAGAAAACAAAGCAGAGAAGAACUCCUGUUUCACCUUCUGG